Chelonus insularis is the source of this 5218-nucleotide messenger RNA. RefSeq names its product dyschronic (gene dysc). Gene Ontology annotation, cellular component: stereocilium tip; plasma membrane; cilium. The transcript has 15 exons. NCBI's taxonomy places the organism in Eukaryota, Metazoa, Arthropoda, Insecta, Hymenoptera, Braconidae. The record is from RefSeq and is a predicted model, not a curated record. Gene Ontology annotation, biological process: rhabdomere development. Gene Ontology annotation, molecular function: protein binding. Bases 96 to 3305 code for a protein of 1069 amino acids.
CUAAUUAUUAACUGAACCAGUUUUCCCGCGAUUUGGCGUAAAACUGACGCGUGGUAGGUUAUGUGUUGUGCUCCUCAAAACCGAAUCUGAGAAAAAUGAAAAAAGAAAUAGAAAAAUUUAAAAACUCUUCUCCUCGAAGAAGUUUACCGAAAAUUGUAGUAAGUUUCGCAGAACCCACACAAAUUGCACCAGAACCCAAAAGAGUUCUACCACAACCUAGAAGGGUGUUACCAGAACCCAGAAGAACUAUACCACAAUGUAGGGGAGUUCUACCAGAACCCAGACAAGCUUUACCACAACCCAGAAGAAUUCUACCAGAACCCAGAAGAGUUAUACCACAAUCUAGGGGAGUUCCACCAGAACCCAGAAGAGUUAUACCACAAUCUAGGGGAGUUCCACCAGAACCCAGAAGAGCUAUACCACAAUCUAGGGGAGUUCCUCCAGAACCCAGAAGAGCUAUACCACAAGGUAGGGGAGUUCCUCCAGAACCCAGAAGAGCUAUACCACAAUCUAGGGGAGUUCCUCCAGAACCCAGAAGAGCUAUACCACAAUCUAGGGGAGUUCCUCCAGAACCCAGAAGAGCUAUACCACAAGGUAGGGGAGUUCUACUACAACCCAGAAGAAUUCUACCACAACCUGGGGCUGUUCUACCACAACCCAGAAGAAUUCUACCACAACCUAGGGGAGUUCUACUACAACCUAGAGGAGUUCUACUACAACCUAGAGGAGUUCUACUACAACCAAGAGGAGUUCUACUGCAACCUAGAGGAGUUCUACUACAACCCAGAAGAAUUCUACCAGAACCCAUAAGACCUUUACCACAACUCAGAAGACUUCUACCACAACCUAGAGGAGCUAUACCAAAACGAAAAAGAAAUUUACUUGUAGUUACAUUUUUAUUCCCAGAUACGAGACUAUUUGGCAAUGGACAGCCGGAAAGAAGAUCUAAUGACCGUAGAACUCCAGCAUCAAGUCCAGCAAGUGUGUCUACCUUACGUGGGGCCAAUAAUACUUCUCAGCCAACAGGACAAGCUCUACAAAGUCCCGCUUCUCCACCUGCUCCUCAAACUCUAAGCCUUCAAGAAUUAACUGUUAGAACAAUUACUAUGACAAGAGAUCCUCCAGAUUCCCAUCAUGGCUUUGGUAUUUGUGUCAAAGGUGGCAAAGAUGCAGAUGCGCAGUCAGGUGUGGGUGUCUACAUUUCAAGGGUAGAAGAAGGUUCUGUAGCUGCUAAAGCAGGACUAAGACCUGGUGACACCAUUCUUGAAGUUAAUGGGACUCCUUUUCGCGCUGUUACACAUGAAGAAGCACUUAAGAUGCUCAAGUCAUGUAGGACUCUCACCAUGACAGUAAAAGGUCCGGCAUUGGAUCCCAGAUGUCGAGGAGGCCAUCCAAUAUGGUCGGGAUCAGGAAGACAACAAUCUUGUUCUUGGAUGGAUCGUCAAGGCCGGCCAGCAUCACCACCACCUCUUUAUCCGCGUGAUUCUCAUUAUGGAUCACGUACGAGAAAAGUUGAACUCUGUAUUGAACCUGGCCAAUCUUUAGGGUUAAUGAUACGAGGUGGAUUGGAAUAUGGUCUUGGAAUUUAUGUCACUGGUGUUGAUAAAGAUAGUGUAGCUGAUAGAGCUGGACUUUUGGUGGGCGAUCAAAUAAUAGAAGUAAAUGGAACGAAUUUUGAGGAAGCAACACACGAUGAAGCAGUUCAGAUUCUGAAAACAAACAAAAGAAUGAGUUUAGUCAUCCGAGACGUUGGCAAAGUACCACAUUCUUGUACAACGAGUCGUCCAAUUAUGAUGCCAACCUCUAGAUAUCCAGAUCAUGAUCCACAGUUAAUUUUAGAGAGUCCUGGAAAUCAUCCUCCAAGUCCAAGCAAUUCAAGAGAAUGGAGACAUCGAGGAGUUCAGUCUGUAUCAGAAGCAAGUUUAGCUAUGGUAGAAGAAAAAGCUCGAGUAGUUUUAGCGAGAAGUGAGCGGAAUGCUUUAUCUCAACUCAUAGCUGAUUACAGAACGCGAAGAUUAACAAUUGGGGAUCUUGUUGCUAAUUUGGCAGACCUUUUGAAUACUCAUGAAAAGUUGACAUUGUUAACAGAACUUCGAGAACUUAUUGAUAGUAAAGAUAGAGCAGCUUUUGAUGAACUCGUUUAUCGGCCACGAGCAUCGACAGCUCGAAGAAAAGGAGAUAGAGCACAUUCAGAUCUGAUCGUCACUCCAUCAAUUCACGAUUUACCCAGAGGAGUUCAAACUGGAUCCUGCUGUCGUCCAGGAAGACUGGUGGACAUCGAGGGGGAUCCGUUAGGGGUCACAGGUCCACUACUACCUCGGGAUAACCAGGACCACAGAUCACCAAGCGAGGACAGCGGUCUGGGUUCAGAUAUGCCAAGAACGAGGCCAGGUUGCAGACGCUCACAACAUCAAGUCGCCACGUCUGACCUCGCUCUCUCUAAUGAUGACGAGUACGACAAUCAGGACUACGAUGACGGAAUUGAUAAUGAUCGAGGUAGAAGACACAGUUCUCCAGGUGGAUCACGAGGGAAUCGAGAUUAUGGCCAUCACCAUCUUCAUCCUGAUAACGUGGAAAGCGACGGCGGUUGCGAGGGUAGCGACGUGGAGAUGAUCGGUAACGGUCGUCGUGACCGUGAUACCGAGGACGAAGACGAAAGCAGGGAAGAAAGAAGCUCGGAGGGUGGAGGUGGGGGAGGUUUUGGUGGUUGGAGAUCACACCUACUUGGUGGUCUUACUCAGCGUGUCAAGUCCUGGUACUGGGGUGCCAGACCCCUUGAACUUGCGCACAAGCUUUCAAGGAGUUUUGAUAUGCAGGAAGCACAAUUGUUGGAGGAGGGAGCAGCUUCUGGUAGUGCACUAGGAAAUGCAUCAACUGGUGGACCUCCACGACGUCAUCACAGCGCACAGAGACUUACACGAAGUGAAAUAUCCGAGAGAAGGGAGGAGGAUGGUGCACUCGUUGUUCCAGACCAUCAAGGAAAUCUCAGGAUCACUGUAAAAAAGACUAAAUCCAUUCUUGGAAUCGCCAUUGAAGGAGGAGCUAAUACUAAACAUCCUUUACCAAGAAUAAUAAAUAUCCAUGAUAACGGAGCAGCCUAUGAAGCAGGCGGUCUAGAAGUAGGCCAAUUAAUCCUCGAAGUUGAUGGACAUAAGGUUGAAGGACUUCAUCAUCAAGAAGUAGCAAGACUUAUCGCCGAAUCAUUUGCUAGACGUGACCGCAAUGAGAUAGAAUUCUUGGUUGUAGAGGCAAAGAAAAGUAACUUGGAACCGAAGCCAACGGCUUUGAUAUUCCUGGAGGCGUAGCAGGAAUCUCCCACCUCCGAGCCGGAACCACCGUAAACUCGUGAUGAUAGGUUUAUGAUGACCUGGAAGAUGCAAUCGUGACCUCGGAAAGAUUUCAUAUUUUAUUGAGAAAAUAACUCACUAUUUUUACAUUGUUUUUACAUAGAACGAUUUUAAAGAAUUAUUAAUAGUUAGACAGUAAAUAAUUUAUGAUUUUUCGAUUUUAUUUCAUUAUCGAUAAAAUUUCAAUUACUAUCAACAUUAUCAAGUUGAUUAGUAUUGAUUUUUGGAAAGUUGUUAUUUUGUUAUCAACUAUUCAUAACAAUAAUGAAGAAAAAAAUCGAAAAAAAAUUUAUUAUUGAUUUUCAUGUUUUUAAUAAGCGAAAAGGUUGUUUUUUUUUUCUUGGAUGAUGUAGUUAAGUAACAAUAAUUAUCCAUCAUUUUUCCUUGGAGGUAUUUGACAUUCUUCAGUGUCUAACGAGUUUCCAAUUACUCCAGCUCGAGAAGGUGGGAAAACACGUGGCUAAAACCGGCAUAGAAGCUACGUACGGUAAAGCAAAAGAGUUUAAAGAUGCAACAGAGUAUUAAUUAUACGAUUAAAGUAAUGAGGCGACUAUAUGUAUAAAAGAAAAUCGAACAAAAUAUGAGAAAUGACAAAUUAACUGCAUAAAUAAUAAUCUUCAUAAAGCUAUUUGAAAGAAAAAAAGAUAUUUAAAAUACACAAUUAUUUCAAUGAAUGAAAAAUAUUAAAAUAAAUAUAUAAAAAGAAAAAAAAACAACAACAAGUGAAUGAUAAGUCAAUGAGUAAAAAAAAAGGUCGCCAAUUGUGCCAAAGAACUUCGAGGACCUCAAUAAUAUUUUUUCAAAAUCAAUUACUAAUUAAAAGACAAAAAAAAAUAAAAUGCUUAAAACGUAACAUAAAUGUUAGUUAAUGAAUAAAUAAAUUAACCAUUCUUGUUGCCUGAAACAUGAUUUAUUGAUGAAUUGAUAAUUUAACUGUUGACUAUUUGACUAAUUAUGUUGAAAAAGUGAAUCGUUAGAAAGUUAUUAUUAUCUAAAAUAAAUUGAUUACUAUAGUGAAUGUAAAAUAUAAUGAAAAUAAAUUGAAGCAUACAUUAGCGUAAAUGUACCAAUGAGCGAUCCUGUCUAAAUUAUUAGUUUGUAGGAUUAACGGAGAUUGGGGUAAGAAGGGCUCUCUAUAACAUCAAGUAGGAAAUGGUUAAAUCAUGAUUAAUAUUGUUGCUUUGAGACUUAUGUUAUUAAGAAAUAAUUUAAUAAUUGUAUUAUCAUUGCGAUAAAAACAAUAGUUAAUAACAGAGUGACUAAUAAAAAUGUAAUAUUUUUAUUUUUAUAUAAUUACAGAAAUUAGAUAAGUAUUAAAUAAAAAUAAAUGAUAAGAUUACUACUAAAAAUGCUUCUUUGUAAUUUCAUUUUACAACAUUGUAAUUUAAAAUACAAUAACGAUUACAAAAUAAGGCCUGCAAUAAUUUGUUUCAUAGAAUAUAAACAUAAAAGUCAAUUAACUGUUGUCAGAAAGUGUAACUGUGGAUGACACGAAUCUGACCUAAAUUUGAAUAUCGUUUGUUCAUGAGGGUCCUAUGUUGCUCCAUCCUCCUUAUUUCUUAAUACGGAUAAAAUUUUUUGUUAAAAAUUAACUUUAAAAUUUAUACCAACUCAAUAAAAUGAGAACAAUUAAAUCUUUAUCCAGUUAUCUGUAAUUGUAUUUAAUUCAUUUUUACUUAUUACUUGAAAAUUAUGAUUAAUUAACUCAUGUUGUAAUACUUGCCCUUAUAUUAUUAAGUUAAUUAGUGAAUAUUUUUUAUGAAAACUAUCAGUUAUUCGGUGAAUAUAAUAUUUUCAAUAAAUGGAAUUGAAGUGUUUAUAAAAAAAAAUUUGUAGUUUUCAAAUUUGUAUCAUAAAAUUGAGAGCAAUUA